Oppia nitens is the source of this 1647-nucleotide messenger RNA. RefSeq lists its product as uncharacterized. Bases 1 to 1635 code for a protein of 544 amino acids. The transcript is spliced from 7 exons. NCBI's taxonomy places the organism in Eukaryota, Metazoa, Arthropoda, Arachnida, Sarcoptiformes, Oppiidae. The record is from RefSeq and is a predicted model, not a curated record.
AUGAGUUAUAGACGAGAGUCUCCGUGUAUGAAGUAUUUCGAGAAGACAAGAGGUGACGGACACAUCCGAAAGAGUCUGUCAGCCACUCGUUUUCCACCGAUACGUCGUACAAGUGAUCCAUCGAGUGAUGAUUCCGACGAUUUUCAUCAAUUAGACUUCAGCGGUGAUCUGUCGUCAUCCAUAUCCAGAAGCAGCUCCGAGUCGUGUCACUCGUUGGGCUCUAAUCGCUGCUUGCGAAAAUUGGAUGAAAUUCGGUCAUCGCGUUCAUCGCUAAACAAAAUGCAAAUAUUUGACGACAACUUUCACAACAAUAAUAAUGAAUCGCUUGAAGAGUUUAGAUCUCGUUUAAGAAUUAGAAGAAGUCAUAAAAACAGAGACAAAGAUCAGUUCAAUUAUGACAAUGAAGGCGACAAAAGUGAUAUUUCUAUCGAUAGUGCGACCAAAGAGGCUCACGAAGAGAUACUCAGAAAUGCUGAAUCUCUUAGACGAGAACAGCCAGAGAUUUAUAACACGAGUUCAAAAAAGCUCAUCCGUUCGUACAAACCAUCAAUCCGUUUACCAAAUAAUAAAAACACAGAAAAAAGGAUAGACUUUACUGAAGAGCAAACAAAUAAACUUCAGGACAUCGAUAGGUCGAUAGAUUUGGAUAACAGUUAUGAGUCGAGGAAAGACACACUCAAUAGACUAUGCAGUCGAAGACAGGAAGAGAUUAGAUUAGCAACACUUCCAAAGAGGACGUCUUUAGACUACGACAACUCUAACAAUGAUGGAGAGAUGCACGGAUUGCAGAGAAGUUCUACCGAUUAUUUCGGGCCAACCAAUGAUGUCGGCCAACAAAAAUCAUUGACCAAAACGGCAAAAAAGAUCUUUUCGAGUCCCAGACUUAAACAUAAAACACAGUCACAAAUACUGAGAGCCGCCUCAUCUAUUCCUUCCCUAAUAUUUCCAUUGAAGAGUAGUAAUAAUGUAAACAAAAGUGUGAAUACCAUAGAUAUGUUAGACUCUAGCAAUUGUAACACUCCUGAGAGCAGCUUCGGUGGCUCUAAGAAGAGUUCAAUAGAUGAGGGAUUGAUAUGCAAUACACCUAAAACUAGAAGAAGUCCGUUGCGAUUCUUAGGCAACUUUGUUGACGACAAACUGUUCAGAGGUCGGUGGGGAUCAACAAAGAGGGCCAAAUCUUCUGUAGAAUUGGGACGACUUUCCUGGGAAAUUCCCGACGACUUGACUGAUAAUAAUAAUAAUUGCGGAAAUAAAUUAAAUCGCAGAAAAAGUUACAUUAAAGACGAUAAUAAUCUUAAUCAACACACACUUAAAGAUAUGCCGAGUGUUACACAAAGAAUAGCUGUCAAUGAAAUGCCGGACACGAGUUGUUGCAAAACUAGUUCUUCGUCGACAUCUCUUUCCUCUAAACAUAAGCCACGAUCUCUUAGCACAUGUGCUGAUAAUAGGAACCGACACCGACUGCCGAGUGCUGCAUCUGAUAGACUUUCACUGUCCAGUUCAUCGGCCAUCGGGUCAGAUGAUGCCGAUAUCUUUCUACCACAACAACAGUCACCACUAAGGACUGAGAUAUCUGCUGAUGCAUUGGCAGAGAUAGAGGCAUUUGAAAGGUUGGCUCAAAGUCUACUCAAAUAAGAGUCCAUCUGA